This is a messenger RNA of Rodentolepis nana, 1428 nucleotides long. NCBI's taxonomy places the organism in Eukaryota, Metazoa, Platyhelminthes, Cestoda, Cyclophyllidea, Hymenolepididae. The record is from the annotation of a GenBank genome assembly.
GAUAAUUACGGCCAAAAUCAGCCAAUGUCAGAGUUAGAAAUGCUACGCUUGAAGAUGAAUCAGAGGACAGAUGAGUCACUUGAGAGCACAAGACGAAUGGUUACAAUGGCUGAGGAGAGUCAUCAGAUGGGAGCUGCUACUUUGGAGACCCUUCAUCACCAAGGAGGUAAGUCGUCCUGUGCCAAUUUCUGUUUACGUGUUCUAAGGUCACUGGAUGCGGAGGUUCUUAGAGGUUGGAAGAGCUGGCCAAAGAACUUCACGAUGAUUAGGGGGUUUGGGUGUGUGCUGGUAAUCGAACAAUUGGAUCAUGUCAAUGAUCAAAUGAACGUUAUUCAUGAGGAUAUCAAAAAUACUGAGAAGAAUUUGGAUAAUUUGGAAAAGUGUUGUGGAAUAUUCAAAUUGCCUUGGAAAAGGGUCAGUCGCCCUGGGAGCGAUAAGCACUUCAAACCCAAAGAUUAUUCUACUGUGACAGUUCAACCGACUAAUGGAACCUAUUCUAAGGACUCAAAAAGAGGUGACGUUGCACAGUCACAACCAAGUGGUCCAUUCAUUACUCGAAUUUUGGAUGAUGAUCGUGAAGACGAGAUGGAACAAAAUUUGGGCCAUGUCUCAAAUAUUGUUGGUGAAUUGAAAGCCAUGGCGACGGAUAUGAAUUCGGAAAUUAAAACACACAAUGCCAAAUUGGAAUCAAUGGCCAAUAAGGUUUUUUUUCAAUAUAUAUUCAAAUGCAUCCAUAUUUUCUUGUGUACUGUCGAUAACCAAGCGAGAUUGGAAGCUGCUCAAAUGCAGGCAACUCGAAUUGUUGGAAAACCUGCCAAACCAAACGAUCCACUUAUACCUCAACCCGACCAGUUAAAUUCCGGCUCUGGUUCCAGUGAGGAUACCAAUCUUCGACGGGAAUAUGAGCAACUGCAGGAGGAGGCGGUUGUUUUGCGACAGGAGGCUGAUCAACGCCUUCUUGCAGCAUCGAAAAUUGAGGAGAAAGCCUUUGAAGAGCAUGCUUCACUUCGGAGGACCGUUAGUCUUUUGGAACAGCAGCUUCAACGCGAAAAACAACUUUUGUCAGAUUCGGACGCUGAGAUUAUUGACCUCCAGCGGCGUUUAAAUUUGGCUGAGGAGGCAUCAAAGCGAGAUUUAGCCUCCCUGAAUGGGCAACUCCGUUCAGCUGAAGCUGAAGUCACUCGUCUACGGCGAUGCCUCGCGUCUGCAGAAACGUCCCCAAAAUCUCCCGAUUCUCCUCUUGUUGCUUCACCAUCUCCUUCAACGAGGAGCAGAAAUUUCGACACUGAGGCAAGGAUUUUUGAACUCCAGACAAAUGUGCAACAACUUAAUGACGCCCUUCUCACUAAACAAGAUGCCUUGGAGGCUACACUCGUUCAAAACCAUGCUCUUAAGGCAAGUAACAUCUAUCUCUCAUUUGUGGAUUGA